AUGGCUUCCAUGUUGACCAACAAAAUCGCUGAAAAUUCCGACGAUAACCCCCCCCACGAGAAGAUCCUCGUUGGAACGGGGGGAAACACUUGGAUUUGGACUCUGGAUGGCUGGGAUCUGACCCAUCAAGCGGACCCAUGCUCUAACCCGCCAAGCAACGCUGUUCAUCUCGAUUGCGAGCUCGUCAACGUGAAGAUUGACGCGGCUAAAACGGCUUUGGUCAUCAUCGACAUGCAGAACAUCGGGUUGAACAAAGCACUCGAUCCGCCGAGCGCCCGCCCAAUGUACGACGCUCAGCAGGCGAUGCUACAAUACGCCAUACCUGCUGCGCGCAAGCUUGGCCUACAGCUUGUCUGGCUCAACUGGGGUCUCACUGAGCAUGACUUAGCCAACAUGCCUCCUGCCGAAGUUCGUGUUUUUGCCUUUGAUGUCAACACGGAAAAGGUCGACUAUGGUUUGGGCGAUAGGGACGGCGACCCAGACGAUCCCGCAAACUUCCUCAAGUGCGGUGAGCGGCCAAAUCUCGCCAAGCUGCCCGGCACGGAGCUCGGAGAAAUCAUUCUGGAAGAUGGAAGCAUCAUCAACGCUGGCCGGGCUAUGAUGAGGGACACCUGGAAUACUGCUCUGCAUGGGCCAUUGGCCGAGGCGUACGAGGCGGGUAAGAAAACGGCCCGUCCCGAUGUUUGGAUUCACAAGAACCGGAAUUCUGGUCUCUGGAACGACAAGUCUGAUUUCGCAGAGUACCUGAAGAAGGAAAAAAUCCGCACCCUCCUUUUUUCCGGUGUCAACACUGAUCAAUGUGUCGGCGCUACUCUACAAGACGCACAUGCCCAGGGGUUUGACACCUUUUUUUUGAAGGAUGGUUGCGGGACAGACAGCCUGCCGUACGCAAAAGCAACUUACGAAUUCAACUGUUCCCGAAGCUGGGGCUUUUUGACCAGCUGUAAGGCAUUGGCAAAAGCAGCGGGUCUGAACUACCAGUAA
Cordyceps militaris CM01 is the source of this 984-nucleotide messenger RNA. Its product is annotated as isochorismatase family protein. NCBI's taxonomy places the organism in Eukaryota, Fungi, Ascomycota, Sordariomycetes, Hypocreales, Cordycipitaceae. The transcript has a single exon. The coding region runs from base 1 to 984 and encodes 327 amino acids. The record is from RefSeq and is a predicted model, not a curated record.